AUGGCGAAUGUAGAAGAAAGGUUCACACUCUCGGACGAGCAAGUCGACCACUUCCUCCAACACGGAUGGCUCAAGCUGUCCGACUGCUUCAGUCAUAAACAAGCCGAAAGCCUCCAAGAGACAUUAUGGGUUCGACUGGGUAUGGAUCCGAACGACAAAUCAACGUGGCAUACUGAACGGACUAAUAUGCCCUUCUUCAACGAGUUCUUCGUCGCCGAAUUCGCGCCCAAAGCAUGGACUGGGAUAUGUAGUCUUCUCGGCGGGGCCGAACGUGUCGACUCCAACGCUUCAACCUGGAAGGACGGCUUCAUUGUCAAUCUCGGGACGCCUCAAGGCCAUAACAAAGUCAUCAAGCCUCAAGAACUUCAGGGCUGGCAUGUUGAUGGUGACUUCUUCGUUCACUACCUCGACAGUCCUGAACAGGGGUUAUUGGUUAUCCCACUUUGGACCGAUAUCGUACCCGGCGGGGGUGGCACAGUCAUCUGUCCUAGGGCGAUUUCAACGGUUGCCAAACAUUUGUAUGAUCACCCAGAGGGCGUGAGUCCUCGUAUGACGCCACGGGCGCAAAACCCAGCUUUCGAGCCCGAAGACGGGUUGAAAUGGUUCAACGAUCUCGCUGCGACGAUGCCGGAUGAGGCGUUUGUAGAAGUCACAGGUAGGGUGGGUGAUGUAUACUUAUUGCAUCCGCUUAUGUUGCACUCGGCCAGCAACAACCAGCUGAGGAAUGUGAGGGUUAUUACGAAUCCGCCAGUAUCAGUCAGGGAGCCAUUUUUGUUUGACCGGGCGGAUGGGAAGUAUAGUCUUGUGGAGAAAAAGACUUUAAGGGAAUUGGGGAAGGAGAGUUUAGAGGGAUGGAAGAUUACGGCUGAGAGAAAGGUGAUUGUUCCCGAGAGGAUCAGAAUACAGGAAAGAAUGAAGAGGGAGGAAGAGGAGAGGUUGAUGAGGCUGAAGGAGGAGGCGGGGAUGGAGCAGUCGAAGACCAAGGCAUAG
Plenodomus lingam JN3 is the source of this 990-nucleotide messenger RNA. Lineage: Eukaryota; Fungi; Ascomycota; Dothideomycetes; Pleosporales; Leptosphaeriaceae. The record is from RefSeq and is a predicted model, not a curated record.